Colias croceus (clouded yellow) is the source of this 4754-nucleotide messenger RNA. It is a transcript of the gene Elp1, whose product is annotated as putative elongator complex protein 1. The record is from RefSeq and is a predicted model, not a curated record. Gene Ontology annotation, biological process: tRNA wobble base 5-methoxycarbonylmethyl-2-thiouridinylation. The transcript has 8 exons. Gene Ontology annotation, cellular component: elongator holoenzyme complex; cytosol. Lineage: Eukaryota; Metazoa; Arthropoda; Insecta; Lepidoptera; Pieridae. Bases 74 to 3886 code for a protein of 1270 amino acids. Gene Ontology annotation, molecular function: tRNA binding.
UUCACGGUCCCGGCUGCUGUUUAACUUGUUGCUGAAUGUUUUUAAAAAACGUGUAAAAUAUUAAAAUACAAACAUGCGUAAUCUACAGCUGUGGCGUAGUUCGGCACAAAAACUUGAUUAUUUAUGUGAAGAAAUAGCUUGCGUAUGUUAUGGUCACCAUGGGGGCUGUCCACCAGGAGAAUUGUUUUUGUGCACACAUAACCUUAUAGUUCGGUGUUUUAGUAACCAAGGAAGGCUGAAAUGGUCAAAGGAUCUAUCAGAAAUUUCAUCAAUCCGAAAUAUGCCUAUUAGCAUGGCUUAUCUUAGUUUGGUAAAUACAUUAAGUGUUGGGCUCUCAAAUGGGGAGUUAUUUGGAAUGACUGAGACUGGUGCUAAUUGCGAAUUAAAGGGUAUUUGUGAAGACGGCCUUUUGGCAAAGGAAUGGAGCCACGAUCAGGAAACGUUAGCUCUAGUUACAAAAGACUACAAAGUUAUGGUCAUGUCCUGCACAUAUGACACAGUAAAUCAAGUGAAUCUUAUUUCGGAUGAAUUUGGUGCAAAGGAAUUUAUCACCGUUGGUUGGGGUAAAAAAGAAACGCAGUUCCAUGGUUCAGAAGGCAAAGAAGCUGCUAAGGCGCAAAAUGACGCGACUGUUGAUAAUGAAGCCACCGUGAGUGAUAAAAUAUUAAUAUCUUGGAAGUAUCAUGGCAGUUUAUUUGCUGUUGGCUUCCGUAUGCAGGGUGCCAGAAGAUUUAAAGUUUUUGAUAAGGGAGGAAAGCUUCUAUAUACAAGUGAGAAGCAACCGGGUGUCGAACCUAUUAUAGCGUGGCGCCCUAGCGGCAAUUUUGUUGCUACAACUCAAAAACUCCCAGACCGAUACAUCGUCAGUUUCUUUGAAAAAAACGGCCUAAAACAUCGUGAUUUUGAAAUACCUGUUACAGACAUACAGGUAGAAAACAUUCUUUGGAGUCAAGAUUCUGAAAUAUUGACUCUUGUUUGCAAGGAGUCGCCACUGGGUAAUCAGAAGAUCUUGUUGUUCACAAGCAGUAAUUAUCAUUGGUAUCUCAAACAAACUUUGACAUAUAAUCCACAUCAAACAAUCAGCAAAGUUUUAUGGGACAAUGAUUUUGAUGUGUCCAAUAAUAAAAAGUUACACGUUCUAUUUAAGAGUGGUAAAUAUUACACCUAUACAUGGGUUUGGGAUGUGAAUCAUAGCAAUGGCCGGUGUGAGAAGGAUGAUGCUGUCGUUGGUGUUAUUGAUGGAAAGAAAAUGCUAUUGUCAUCCUUCAGACAUUCCAUUGUACCACCUCCAAUGGCAAAUUUAGAAAUUGAAACGGAUAAUAAUAUUGACUCUAUUGUUUUCCUAUUAAUACCUCAGGAAGAUGAUGAGUACAAUAAAUUUUUCGUUUGCUCAUCAAAUACGUUAACGUUUUAUGAUCAAGUACAAAAGAAACCACUCGAUUAUAAAAUUACAAAAACUAUUGUUGUGAAUAAAUUUGAUUUUCCAUUUCAAUAUUACAACUGGUAUUGGUGGAAAAAAAAUACUGUGAUUGUUAUCGCAUUAGACGUCGAAAGUAAUUACAAAAUGAUAGAAUAUGAAAUAUUGGAAGAUUCACUGAAAAUUGUAAGAACAAAAGCUUUGCCUGCAGCUGUUGUCAGGAUCCAUUCUCACCCAUUAAUACCAAAGGUAUAUAUGCACUUGGAGACAGGAAAAAUAAUAGCAUACAAUUCAGAUGGAUUGUUGGAAGAUCUCGCUGAAUCAUUUCCUGCUGCUUGUCCCAAAUUUGGUGUACUACCUAUUGGGGAUCUGGGAUAUUUUAUUGGUCUAACUCACAGGGGUCUUUUAUAUCUUCAAGAUAAAGUCAUUAUGAAUAAUGUCGCUUCCGUUUUUAUACAUACUGACUAUUUCCUCAUUACAUCAAUGAAGAACUUUAUGCUUUGUACCAAACUUACUCAGGAGGGAUUAGAAGCUGUUAUUGAUUAUGAUGAUACUGAAUCACCUGAUGUUUACAAAAGGAGAGUAGAGAGAGGCUCAAGAAUAAUCGUUGUAGUACCAAACGAUACCAGAACAGUGUUGCAAAUGCCACGCGGAAAUCUAGAAGUCAUUGAACCAAGACCACUGUCACUUAAAAUAGUUGGUGAACACUUAAAUUCACUUAAGUAUUAUGAAGCAUUUGAUUUAAUGCGAAAACAGAGAAUCAACCUGAAUCUAAUGUAUGAUCACAAUCCACAACUAUUCAUUGAAAACCUUGAUAAAUUCUUGGAUGCAAUCAAAAAUAAUUCAUGGCUUAGUCUUUUCCUGACAGACUUGGAAAAUAAGGAUACAACCAAAACAAUGUAUGCGACUAGUUAUAUCAACAUGGAGGGUAACAAGGACUGUGAUAAGAAGAUAAACUUCAUUUGUAAUAUGAUUAGAGACCGUUUAAACACAGCACCCGAUAGAUCUUCUAGGGUAUUGCCGUUAUUGACAACAUAUGUAAAACAAAAUACAAUUCAAGAUUUAGAGAAAGCAUUGCUCAUAAUAAAAGAGCUUAAAAACGAGGAGUUAAAUGGAAUUAGGCUGCCCGUAUCUUCGGAUGAAGCUUUGAAAUAUUUACUUUACAUUGUGGAUGUGAACAAGCUAUUUGAUGUUGCCUUGGGGAUGUAUGACUUUGAUCUUGUGCUGUUAGUUGCCAAUAAGUCGCAGAAAGAUCCGAAAGAAUACAUGCCAAUGUUAAACGACUUGAAUGGUAUGGAUGAGAAUUACAAACGAUUCACGAUAAACAAAAAUUUAAAGAGAUAUCUAAAAGCUGUGGAAUGUCUCAUAAAAUGUGGACCCAGCAAACAUGAUGAACUGAAAACAUUCGUGAAAUACCACAGCCUUUACAGAGAUGCGCUAAAAAUGUUAACUCCAAGGGACUACAUUUACAAGCAGAUAUGUGACGAUUUUGGCUUAUUUUUGAAAUUGAAGAAGCAAUUCUUAGAAGCCGGUAUUAUGUUCGAGAGGGCUGACAAUAUUGAAAAAGCUGUAGAAUGUUACAAAGAAUCUUUGGAAUGGGAAUUGGCUUUAAAAUUGGUACAACAUUUGCCAAGAGAUGAAUUUAAAGAAAUUUGCUGUGAUUUCGUUGGUGCUUUGAAACAAGAAAAACGUCACAAGGAAGCAUUGAGAAUCUUGGAAAUGGCUGGUGAUAAUGAAAUGGAAAUGAUAAUGUAUGCAACAGAGAAUGGGGAGUUUAAGUCUGCUAUAAGAAUGUGUUAUACUUACGACAUGCAUGAAAUGCUAGAAACGGAAGUGACACCAGCUAUCCUAGAAGAAUACAACAAUCUCAAAGAUUUAUUGGAGACGAAUUUGGCAAACUUUAAAACCUACAGAGACCGUUUGGAAGUAGUGCGAGUUAGUAAGAAAAAUAUGCCCGCACGGAAUGACAUUAAUAUCCCAUAUUACAGCAGAGAUUAUGACUUAUAUUCAGAUUUCGGAAGCACCAUUGGCUCCUCAACCGGAUCAAGCCGUUCCUACCGCUCAAGCAAGAAUCGCAGGAAACAUGAACGUAAAGUGGCAUCUCUAAAGGAAGGAUCUCAGUUUGAAGACACGGCUCUUGUCAUGGCUCUGCACACUUUGGUCUCGUCUACAUUUGAACUACGAUCCCAUGUACGGGAAAUUAAUUUGGCCCUUUGUGGCGUGUAUAAGGAUGAAGAGGCUAGGAUACUUCAGUAUCUUUUAGAGGCAGUGAUGCAAGAGAUGAAAGAAAGUUUCAACCAGAUUUGGACAAAUAAUCUCGUAAUAGAAGCCACAACUGCGGUGAUUGCAGCUGAACUGAGUCUUCCAGAAGGUGUCAGUAUAAUUAAACAGGGAAUUGCUACUUUGGAACCACACGUGAGAAUUGCUCCUGUAAUACAAGAUGUGCGCUGGAAACUAGAUUUGGAUUAAAUGUAGCCUAUCAUUAUAAUUAGCUUUUACUGUCUUUAUGUAUUCAGAAUAGCAUCGAAAAUACAAUAAUUGUAUUGUAGGCACGUAAAUUUAUAUGUGUAGUAUUUUAAUUGUACAGUUAUUGUUACUUCUUCCUGGGGUAAUAUAAAUUAUGUUUAUAGUUAUUUUACUUUUAAAUAUUUUUUUUUAUGUUGUUGUGAUUUUAUAUAAUAUCUACUCAAACAUUACAUGAAAUAGGAAUUUAAAAUAGAUUUAAAGACAUUCAGGGCACUUAUGCAUAUCUUCCUAUACAGGGUGGAAGGUUAAGAUGGGGCAUGAAGGGCAGGUACCUUAACCGUUGUAGCUACAUGAAAACUUUCUUAGGAGACUAUCCUUAAAUUCUUGAGAAAUUUUAAUCUACAUUCACAGAUUUUUUAAAAAAUGUACGGUCAGCAAAGAAAUCGGCAGUUUUCAAAAAAAAAUUUUUUGAUGCCAAUCGAUCCAGUUUCUCAUGGGGAUCAAAACACUCUAAAAGACCAACUGAGGUAUGAGUACUAGAAAAGUCAGAAAUCGCGAAAAACUAUUUCCACACAUUCACUAAGAAAAUAAGUGAUUCAACAAAAGAUGCGCUAAUAGAAAACUCCAAAGAGAUUUUCAGGCUUCAAUAUUUUUUGUUUCUGAUUAUUAAAACACAUACCGACAAUAAGAAGAAACAUUAAUUUAAUUAAACGGGUGUCAAAGAAAAUAAAAAAUAACAAAAUAAUAACAAAAAACAUACAUUGCGUAUUCUCAUUCAAUACUCGUGAACGACGCGGACGUGUCAAGCUUUUCUUAAAUGAGCCACUUUCUGCUAGAUUUUUUACAAGAUUCGCAAUUACCUUUCGCGUCG